This is a messenger RNA of Clarias gariepinus (North African catfish), 1029 nucleotides long. Its product is annotated as trace amine-associated receptor 1-like. Gene Ontology annotation, biological process: adenylate cyclase-activating adrenergic receptor signaling pathway. Gene Ontology annotation, molecular function: trace-amine receptor activity. The transcript has a single exon. Gene Ontology annotation, cellular component: membrane. The coding region runs from base 1 to 1029 and encodes 342 amino acids. The record is from RefSeq and is a predicted model, not a curated record. NCBI's taxonomy places the organism in Eukaryota, Metazoa, Chordata, Actinopteri, Siluriformes, Clariidae.
AUGAAUUUUGAAAUGAACUCGAGCCAAACUCUGAUAGUGGAAAUUGUUCCUCUUUGCUAUGAAUUUUUAAACAGUUCCUGUGCAAAAUUCACUUACCCACUUAUUAUCAAAUUGUCACUCUAUGGGUUUUUUGGCUUGGUGGUAAUUUUAACCAUAUUUGGAAACUUUUUUGUCAUCCUAAGCAUUGUUCAUUUUAAACAGCUUCACAUGCCAACAAAUUAUCUUGUCUUGUCUCUGGCUGUAACAGAUCUGCUGUUAGGAGGAUUUGUUAUGCCUCCAAAUGUCAUCCGAACUGUAGAGACUUGCUGGUAUUUGGGAACAAUAUUCUGUAAAAUUCACCUGAGUGUCAAUAUUACAUUGGUUACUUCAUCCAUUAUAAACCUGUGUUUCAUAGCCAUUGAUCGAUAUUAUGCAGUGUGUCAGCCCUUGUUAUAUCAUACCAUAAUUACACCUUUUGUCACAUUGAUUAUGAUUUCCAUUUGCUGGAGUGUUUCAUUCACAGUUGGAUUUGGGAUAAUAUUUCUUGGUCUCAACAGCCUGGGCAUUGAAGAUUUUUCUAACAAGAACAUUGCAUGUGAAGGUGGUUGCGCUUUGUUCCAAAGUCCUGCCUCCAGCACGGCUUCCUCUUUGCUCUCCUUUUAUUUCCCAGGUAUCAUCAUGCUUAGUAUUUAUAUGAAAAUAUUCCGUGUUGCUCAAAAGCAAGCCAAAUCCAUUCAAGAUUUAAAAAAUGAAGCAAAACGGAUAAGCAAAGAAGAGAAAAAAGCAACAAAAACUCUGGCAGUGGUUAUGGGAGUUUUUCUCUCACUUUGGACUCCAUUUUUUUUCUGUAAUAUCAUUGAUCCUUAUAUUGGAUAUUUGAUUCCUCAUGUAUUGUUUGAGGUACUAGCUUGGAUUGGAUUUUUAAAUUCAACAUUGAAUCCAAUGGUGUAUGCCUUUUUCUACAAGUGGUUCAGAAAAGCACUGAGAAUUGUUUUAUCUGGGAAAAUAUUUCAGUCAGGUUCUUCAAGAAUGAAUCUAUUUUUACACUGA